UUAACCUUGAAGAGAAGAAUAUCGAAGCUAUCUGAGUCAGAUCAACUUUGCCCAUUCUGCAAUCACUCAAUCCCCCCGAAAUCCGCCCAGAUCUCGGGGAAGGAUUCUGACAGGAGACGUUAAACCUCCUGUUGCUUGGAGCUUUGCACUUCAGUUAUUCUUUAUUGGACUCCGUUCCCUAGGGGCGUGCGUGGCAGAUCCACAGGUUUAACCCGAGAAGAAGAACGAUGGAUAAUAUUCUGCAGAGUAAUUCAGACCUUGCCCUCUCCCUAAAUGUCUCCUCCAAUAGCUCGGAAGCCAACCAGUUCGUGCAACCGGCCUGGCAGAUCGUUCUCUGGGCAGCUGCCUACUCUGUUAUUGUAGUGACCUCCGUGGUGGGCAAUGUGGUGGUGAUGUGGAUCAUCUUAGCCCACAAAAGGAUGCGGACAGUGACUAACUAUUUCCUGGUGAAUUUAGCCUUCGCAGAAGCUUCUAUGGCUGCCUUCAACACAGUAGUGAACUUCACCUAUGCCAUUCACAACGAAUGGUAUUACGGACUGUUUUAUUGCAAGUUUCACAACUUCUUUCCGAUUGCUGCAGUCUUCGCCAGCAUCUACUCCAUGACGGCUGUCGCCUUCGAUAGGUACAUGGCAAUUAUCCACCCCCUCCAGCCUCGACUAUCAGCUACUGCCACCAAAGUGGUCAUCUGUGUCAUCUGGUCCUUGGCUCUCCUGCUUGCCUUUCCACAGGGGUACUACUCUACCACCGAGGACAUGCCCAACCGAGUAGUGUGCAUGAUUGAAUGGCCGGAGCAUCCCAGCAAGGCUUAUGAGAAAGUGUACCACAUUUGUGUGACUGUGUUGAUCUACUUCCUCCCUCUGUUGGUGAUUGGUUAUGCAUACACCAUGGUGGGGAUCACCCUCUGGGCAAGUGAGAUUCCUGGGGAUUCCUCUGACCGCUAUCAUGAGCAAGUAUCUGCCAAGCGUAAGGUGGUCAAGAUGAUGAUUGUGGUGGUCUGCACAUUCGCCAUCUGCUGGCUACCCUUCCACAUCUUCUUUCUCCUGCCCUACAUUAAUCCGGAACUUUAUAUGGAGAAGUUUAUUCAACAAGUCUACCUGGCCAUCAUGUGGCUAGCCAUGAGCUCUACAAUGUACAACCCCAUCAUCUACUGCUGCCUCAAUGACAGAUUUCGCAUUGGCUUUAAACAUGCCUUCCGAUGCUGUCCAUUCAUCAAUGCUACAGAAUAUGAGGGUCUUGAAAUGAAGUCUACCCGCUACCUUCAAACCCAAGGCAGCAUGUAUAAGGUCAACAGAAUUGAGACCACCGUCUCUUCAGUUGUUGGGGUCACUGAGGAUGAGCUGGAAAAUGGAUCUAAGGCCAAACGCCUAUCCCUAGACCUCACUUCCAAUGGUUCCUCACGAAGUAAUUCCAAGACCAUGUCUGAAAGUUUCAGCUGCUACUCCAACACUCUCUCCUAAAUCCAUACCUAAUGGGGCAGCUAACCAAAAAUUGCUGCCUUCCACUUUCACCCCAGGCCUUCAUGAGCACAUUCACCAAAGUGCACCCAUGUCACCAUCAUUUUUUUUUAUUUCAUUUCAGACAGGCAUAAUCUUCAUGAUCUGGAGGGCAUCAGACAUUCCCCACGGUGGGGCCUAUGGAAAGUAAUAGUGUGAGAAAGUAAAAGAUGAAUGGAUUUGGGAACCUGGUUCUCAUUCAUCCAUUAUGCCAGUUACAUGGCAUUUCUGUGAGUUUUAGUUCUCUGCCCCAUUCAAUAAGAUUGGAUGACCCAUUUUCUAACAUCCCUUGCAGAUGUAAGAUUCUAUAUAGACAUUAAUGAAUAAGCACUGAAGAAAAUAUCAAUAGGCAGGAGAGAUGAUGAACCUCUCCUUUAUGUUCAGCCUUAAUUACCUUAAUUAUCAUGUGAAAUUGUCCCCCCUCUAGAUGAGAGCUGAUUCGAUGCUGCUCUUUAUUCAAAGAGGUAAUGUGGAAAAGAAACAUUUUAGACAUUAUAAACAAUGAUUUUAAUGUUGGAGAAGGUGAAUGUGUACAAGAAGACUCUAAUAUCCCAUCAAUUCAACAAAUUCAGCUGGCAUGGAGGUAACAUCAUCAGAUUCUUCCAUGAUGCCUUUUCUGGGUUAUGGCCCUCAAGUCAGUUUUAACAGAAUUGAUCCAUAAAUAUAAUCGCACAUCUUUCAGGAUCUGGGAGACGAGAAACCAGACUUUACCACAAAAUGACUAAGCUCAGGCAAAUCAUUUAGGCCUCUUUUCUCUGGGGCUCAGUUUCCUUCUUUGUGAAAUGAAAGGAAGUUGAAUUCGUUGGUCCAUAACAGCCAAUCCAGGUCUCACAUUGUAUUUUCUAAGUUAAAUGUUCUCAUGAUUUUGUGAUUCAAUGGCUCAACCAAUUCACAAAUACCUGAUAAAUUGUGUAGCCUCAAGCAAAUCUUUUCACUUUUUUAGAAUUCAGCUUCCAUUCCUCUACAACAAAGGAGAGUUGGGAUUAAAUGGCUUGUCUGAUCCUUUCCAGCACUGACUUUCUGUUCCAUGUCCAGAAUAUUCUAUAUUCUAAGGUACAUUCCACAUCUGACAUUCCACAUUUUAUCUUCUAAUUUCCUUCUAGUUCUAACAUUUUAUGACUUUAGGAUUGAAGGGUCCCACAUGACCAAAAAUAUUUGAUAAAUUACAUAUCUCUGAUUACUGUGGGCCCCAUUCCCUCUCCCCCCUUUUAAUUAGAAGGGAAUAUUUCAGGGCCCACAGGUGAAGAUCAUUAAAGGUAGGGUCAAAACAAGACUUAACAGUCACACAGAGAUAAUCUAGUAAACCAGAGUACGAAGAGUAGUAAAUGCCAGGAAUCAAAACCAGGAGCUCAAGGAUCCUUUGACAACUUCUGAAGGAGUGUAGCAUAUAUAGAAGUCAAUGUACAACAUGGCACAAUACAGUGUACAGAUGACCUCUCAUUGAGGUUGGGGAUCAAUAACUUGGAAGAACUAGAAGUAUGAAACUAGAUACCUAAGCACAAAGAUGACUUGAAGUAUAGUAAGCAUCUUAGAGUCUUUUAAGGUUGUUGGCAUUCUGAGCUCCAACCCCACUAUUAUCAUGAACCCAAUUUUUUCCUUGACUUGCCUUGCCUUGACUCUGUUCAUCAAUAUGAAGGACAAAGAAAUGUGGAACUAGUUGAUCUCCAUGUUCCUUUCCAGUGGACAUUCCAUGUUCAAUGGUCCCUUAUAGCUCCGGCAUUCUAUGAGUAAAAUUAUGCCAUUUAAAAAAAAAAGAAUUAUAUGAAAUGAAGCCCUCAAGAAGAAGAGAGAAAUAUGGGAAAAUCCAUUUAUUAAUAAAAAGCUUAGUUUUUCCUUUUCUCGAGAAGUGGCUCUUGUCAGGAGUCACAUGUAAAUAGGCACAUCAGAUGUGCUUGCUGAAUUCAUCCUCAAAGCUGUCUACUGCAUUUCCCUUUCAGGGACUUGAUAGUCAUCUCUACAAUGAAAAAUGUCAUUCACAAAGCUCAAUCUCUUGCUACUGUUAGCUUUCAGGAAACCAAGCUUUCAUCAUAGACCUCCUGAUUCUAGCAUGCAACAGGUUCUCCCCUCACUGCCAAAGGUCCCACUGACUCUCCUAAUCAUCAGCCAGGGAGAGGAAAAAAUCUACCUGGAUCUUGCUCCAACCAGUUAUGUGUUUCUUGGGGAAUUAAGUGUGCAUGUGAAUCCAUGUGGAACUUCAUCACUUACCAAGACUUUCUGAGAAAGACAAAACAUGUACAAAGCAAUUGACUAUACUAGUGAUGCUUAUACUGCUUGCCACUGAGAUGUAUCAAAUGAAGCAUCCUAUGUUCAGAAACUCUUUGAAAUUAGCCUUUUGGCUCCAUCAAUCUGACGACUAUCUCCUGAUGUUUGUGGUGGUUUUCAUGAUAAAAUUGUUCCACUCUUUUGAGAUAAAUAGUCUACAUAAGAGUGUUAUGUUAAAGAUGUUAUGUUUCCAGCAUAUGACCCUCCAGAAUGCAGUCAUCCUAGGAUUUUAUACUGGAGAUAUUAGAAAUAAGAUCAAAGAAGCCCUAAUCAGGAAAAGUAACAUGGCAAUAUUUCUUUCUAGAUGCUCACCUAAUGGAUGCACAGUUUAUAUUGGUAAUGGUAAAGGGACAUAGGUGCAUGUUAGUUUUGGGUAUUCUGAGGAGGCCUAGAGCCAUUAGUAGAUUUCGAUAUCCCUGACAUGUUAACAGCAUAGUAUAGCAAAAAAAAAAAAAAAAUGAAACUAGAAAUCAGAAUCACAGUUUAUGUCCCAGCUCUACCAUUAUUAUCUAUGUGACCUUGAGGAAGUCACUUAACUGCUCAAUGCCUCAGUUUUCAUAUCUAUAAAGUGAAGGAGUUGUAUUAAAUCUUUAAGAUCACUUUUAGCUCAAAAUCUGAGUAUAGCUAGCUCACAUGCUGGACUGGAGUGAAAAGGUGGAGUAAGGGGGGGGGGCACUGGAUGAAGAAGGGGAGAUAAUUAGAAUAAUAUAUUUGUGCAAUAGAAAUAUAUCAUGGAAGAUUGGAACAGGAAGAAAAAAUAGGGCCUUAGUCCAUUAGAAAUGGUAUUGAGAAGAGAGAACAAAUGAAUGAAAUAAAUCAAAUGAAAUUUGGAUGAAACCUCCAAAGCCCAAAUCCACUUUUAAAGGAUUUGGCCAGUAGCUACAAUAACAGAAACAUAGGGUUUUAGUAUCAUCACCUUGAAAUGCUCUAACUCAUUUAUCCUUUAGGGAUGCAUCUAGCCAAAUCCAGGGUUCUUCCUUCAGAUAUGUAUUAUUAAAAGAUCAGCCUCACUGUCCCUACCAAACAGCUUAGACAAACUGUGUCCAGAUUGUUUCAUUUUCAUAUAUGGAUGGCAAUGGCCAAGCGAAGAGUGUUGUUAAAUUGGUAGAUGUGUCCAAAAGGAAAAGGAAAGGAGAAGGUGAGCCAGCAUAAAAAGGAAAAGAAUUUAGAGCAAACAUAUUGAUUUGGAAAAGUAAUCAGACUGAAGCUCAGUUGUAAAACUUAAAGAGGAUCAUGGUAGCUAUCUUCAAGUGCUUCAAGGACUGUCAUAUGGAAAAGCAAUCAGAAUUUUUAUGUUUGACUUCAUGCUAAGUCUAUUUUGCCAGUUGUCAACUCUGGAUAACUGUAAUUUCUCCUACUCCUGAGCUGCCUAGUAUUUCUCAUAUCAUGUAAGUUCUUGUUAAUUGUACAAUAGAUCAAUGCUUAACUUAAGCUGAAUUCUCAAUACUGUUAAGAAAUAUUUUGGUUCAUGUAUAAUUCAAAUCAAUUUAACAACUAAGCAUUUACUACAUAUAAAAGACUGUGCUAGGUACCAGGCUUACAAAUUCAAAAAAUAACCAACAGUCAGCUCCCUAUUUCAUUUUGGCAUUCAGAGCCAACCACAUCCCGUGUUGUUUCAAAUUAUUCCCCUUCUCCCAUUCCAUACCACCCUCAAAAUAUAUUCCACAUUUCAAUCAAACUAGACCACUAGUUCUUCCCAGAAAUCAACAUGCCAUCUCCUAUCUGCUCACACAGGCCAUCCUUUCCUUUUGCCUACUAUGAGCUUCUUUUUCAUCUCCACCUUUUAGAAUAAAAGCUCCUCCCACCAAUUAUUCUUCAAGUACUUAUUCAUUUCCUCAUUUUCCACAAAUCCUGGCCUUGAAGUAUACAUAUAUGUUUACAUGACAUAUAAUUUUCAGUAAAAUAUCAGUAAAGGCCCUUUCAUUUGUGCAAUCCCAUUCCUUUGCCUUAUAACAUGGAUACUGCUCUACAAGGUUCUUAAUCUUUGUAAAGGUUGGAGUCCAAGGCAGAAAGCUGCAAGGAGUUAGGUGCCAUUUGGGAAUAGGAUUUUUAUCUAAUUUUGCUGUUGGAGAAUAUGGAGAAUAUAGAAAUCCCUGAAUAUGAGAGAUAUCAAUGCACUUAUUGCCAAUCUGCUUCAUGCUCUUUUCUCCUCUUCCAUUUUCACUUUUUACCUCUUAUUGAUUGAAACCACUGUUACUCUUUACAGGCUGCCUACAGAAAGAGUGGAUACUUUUCUAAAAUGUAUUAGGAAAGAAAUCAUUGAGGAUUCCAGCCUUCUGUCCUGGGUUAUUAUAUAAUGCAGAUCACACAUAAAGAGUAACAAACAAAAAUCCUGCCCACUGAGCUUAAAACUUAAAGUUAAGGAAAUAUGUGAGAAAGCACCACAAAAUGUCUAUGACUUGAUGGAAAGCACUGUGAAUUUAGAAUACAAAGAUGAGGGAUCAAAUAAUAAUUAUUAUAUUGAAUAAUUUGGGGUAAAUCAUUUAAUCUUUUUGAUCAUCCAUUGCCCCAUCUAUAACUUGAGUAUUUAAAAUCCUAGGCUAUUGUGAGGAGUUAACACUAUAAUGAAGUCAUUGUUAGCUAUUAUAAGCUCUUACUAGCUUAUAAGACCUUAAGAAAGUCAUUUGGCCUUAGGCUCCCAAAUAUAAAAUGAGAGGUUUAGAAGAAAUCAUUUCUAAACUUACUUCCAGUUCCAAAAUUUGAUGAUUCUGUAAUUCUAAGAAGUAAAUAUUAGUACCUGAAAAAUAAGCCAUCAACUCCCUACUUAAAUCUUCCCCCAGAAGGAAAUCAUUUGUGUCUCCUAGCUCCAUAUUCACUACUACUCUCAGCCAAUCAUGAAAUGAAGCAAUAUGUGACAGAGAACUAACAGUAGUCUCAUAUUAAGAGUGGGAUACAGCCAAGUGAACUAAAUUUGAAAUGGAAUUACAUUUAGUUACUUUAGCCCUAAAGAAUAGAGACAACCAAUUGCAGAGGCAAAUUUCAAUAAGAAAAAAAUCUCCUGAUAAUUAGAACUGUCCAAAAGUAGACUAAUUUACCUUGGAAAGUAAUAAGAUCAUAGGUUUGGAACAGGAAGGGACCUCAGAGGUUAUGUAGUCCAACUCUUAAUCUUAUAUAUGAGGAAAAUGAAGUACAGAGAAGUAAAGUGACUUGAAUUCUGGUGAGUGGAUAGCAGAGCCAAGAUUCAAGUCUGGAAACUUUGACUGAAUUCAGUGGUCAUCCCACUGUACCACACUGUCUCAAUAAGGUCUCUGUCAUGGGAGAUUUUCCAUGAAGACUGGAUGAUCCCUUACAAAGAUGUUUUAGAGAAAAUUCCUAUCUUGUUAUGCAGUGAACUAAAUGAAUUUCUGAGAUUCCUUUAAGCCCUCGUAUAACAAGCUCCUAUUGCAAAGAUGCAUCAUUAAUAAAGAUACAAUAUCUCUUAAUAUCUGAAGCAAGAGGAAAACAGAAAAUUCAUGUUGGGAUUUUGUUUAUAGGUGUGUUAGCUGAGGAAAGAUGAUACUUUGAUUUCAGGAAUCAGCAAGUGAUUUAGUAACAUAAUAUCAGUGACUGCUAAGAGUUAGUUGAUAACAUGCUGAAAGAUCAUGAUGAAGGAAUGUAAACCCAGGCAGAUCUUUUUAUCCUGCAGUUUUUAUACGUUAGCUAACUUGUUUCAAAUAAGCAACUUUUUCUCCUUACUAACUACACAAUUAAAAAAAAGAACAAAGAUCAAUGGAUCAUAGUUUUGCUCUAGGUUUGAUGUUAGGAAUCCCUGGCAUACCAAAAAUAGUUUUCACUCCAAAGCCUUGAAUGAAUCACUUCUCUUAUUUUUCUCUCAUCUUUGUCAAAAAUUAUUUUUGGAUAUCAAAACUUGAUUCUAAUUAAUACUCCCAUCUCUAAACCCAUUUUCCAUCCUCUAAGAAAAAAAGUGUCAGGGUUGAGAAUUUGUUUCAGCUCAAAGUCUUUUAGGAAAGUAGGAUUACAUAAGAGCAAGGCAAAGGGAAUAAAACUUCCCUGUAUAUCAAAUCACCUUGACAGUAAGCUUGGUACAAAGUAAUUCAGAUUGAUAUAUAAACACACAAACAUACAUACAUAUAAGCAUGUAUGUACAUUUGUGUGCAUAUAUACACAUAUGUAUGUGUGUAUGUGUAUAGAACACUAGACCAAGAAUCCGAAAGUCCAGCUUCAGAUACUUAUUUAGUGUGUCCCUUGACAAACCAAUUAACCCUGUUUGCUUCAGUUUCCCUUUCUGUAAAAUGAGCCAAAGAAAUGAAAUGACUAACUACUCUAGUAUUUUUGCCAAGAAAACCCAAAUGAGGUCACCAGGAGUUGGAUACAACUGAAACAAUUGCACAACAAAAAUAUACAUAUACAAAUUCAUGUAUACAUAUAUCAUACAUAGACCAUAUGUAUAUGUGUAUAUACAUGGUCUAUGUAUGAUAUAUGUAUACAUGCAUGUUCAUAUGUAUCUACAUUGGACCCCGGCUAACCUGGAUCCACCAUACAUCAGCCUUUGGUUUUGUCUGUUUCUUUCCUUAUUAUACCCUUGGCCACAGGAAACCACUACUUUGCACUAAUGUUACAAUUGAAAUGACUCCCAACCCUGAAGUGCAAAACCUGGGACUCUUAAACAUAUCUCAGGAGGAAUGACAGUCUUAGAUCAACCACUCUUACAGAAGGAAGCCUAAAGUGUCAUCCCAGACUUACAAUUUCAAUGAACCAGCCCCCCUAUUCUGAGAUGCAUAGUAAACAUAGACUUAGAACAUAGGGUACUUUGCAAUAUCCAUCAGAAAUGCUGCAUCCCUCUCCCUAUAACUAUCUUCCCAGGGAUCACUUGUCAGCAGAGAAUACCCUGAUAAAGGAAAAAUCCUUAAGUUACCCACACAGCUGUAACUGAGUUCUUCUCCACGAGUCAAAAAUUAUUAGGUCAUCUUCUGACUCUUUUGCUAAACUAAUUCUGUCCAACAGAGAUAGGGUUGUGGCCAGUCUUACAUUGGUUACCAUCCUUCCUUCUCUUUAAGUGUUUCAACAAAAUGCCCCUUCAUGCAUUUGUCUAAAUGUGAAGGCAGUACUCCAUCCUGGCAAAAAUACAGUAGAGCAUUUACCCAUGAUACACUUUAGUUGUUCUCAAUUUUGUGGCCUAACUGGAUUCACCAAUGUCUUGGGUUUAGAGGUUUCCUAUAGUUUAACUCAAAAGAAACUAAGUCAUGUUUGAUUUGCUAGGUCAGAUUUUAUUGAAGUAUUCUUAGAAAGAAAAAAAAGAAAUUAGUCAUUUCUAGAUAAGUUUAAAUAGUGGUAGCUUUUCUGUAAAGCUUGUUCUGGUCUUAACAUUCUCACAAAUUUCGGGGAUGUAAUGGCCUGUGCCAUUUGGUCUAAACAGAUCAGGACUAUUCUUCAGGCAAGGGACUUGGUUUAAGUAAUGUAAGUUUCUUAACUUGGCUUCUAAAGACUCCUUGGUAUCUAUAAAUAUAUUUCAGGGAGUCCAUGAACUUGAUAUCAAGGAUAGAAAUUACAUCUUUGUUUUUCCUAAGUCAUUGGUUUCCUUUAUCAACUGAUCUUGUUUGCAUAUUUAAAAACAUUAUUCUGAGAAACAGUCUAUACACUUAAUCAGACUGUCAAAGAUUUAAAAAAAAAAAAAAAGGUUAAGAAUCCCCUUGCUAAGGAGAACUCACUUCAACUUAGCCAACCCCAGGAUAUGUUUACUGCCCAGAGUGUUUUCUCCACUGUGGGUUCAAGUACUGGGCAUAUUCCCAGAGCUGAAGUGAUUUGUGUAGGACUGUGGAAAAUGUAAUGUCUCCUGAACUGGGCAUGCUUCCAUAAUACCUAAUUAAAAUGCUAAUAAUGACAGGAAGGAUGCCUAUAAACUAUAUCUGCUGCCCCUGGGAUCUCUAAGGGUUGGAUGGUCCCUAUACUACCAUGAGAUAGUUUAAUUGUACUGCUUCAGUUUUCGAUGAAAUGAUUAAUUGCUAGUGUACAGAUGGUCCUGGUAAAGCUGAUUUCAUCCAAGAUGCUGAACAUAAAUAAGAUGGGUGGGUUCAGCAACUUGUCCUGUGCAGUGAUGGUAGAACUUGAAAAUAGUUUAUUCCUCUCAUAUGUCAGAUUUUGGUAAAGCAGCUACUGAGCCCCAGCAACAACAAUCUAUAGAAGUUGUAGCCUGAGUCAUUCAAAGGAUGAAAACAAGAAAGUAUAAUUGAAAAACCUAAACAAGAAGUUAAGAGAUUUGGGUUUUUUCCCAGCUUUGUUGGUGUGACAUUGUGAAAUCUACCAUCUCUAGAACAGAGCUUCUACAACUAUAAAAUGAGAAUGUUUGACUAUAUGAUCUUUAUGGUCUUUUUUCAGCUAUAACAACCGAUGUCUGAAACCUCUAGCUUAGCCUAUUUUUGUGAAAAGCUUUGCAAGCUCUAAUCUAAUAUGUGUUGUUUGCAAAAAUUUUCAGUCAAACCAGAUCCUAGAUGGAAAAAGAUUCUGCAUUUGCUCAUUAAGGAAUUGUCUGGGAAAGCAAAUUUGCUUUGAAUUGUAUUAACUAACAUAAAGACACCUUCUGUUUCAUAGUCUGAGGCUAUGAACAAGAAUGAUUAGGAUCACUUCCAGCCACAGCUGCUGAACACUGAAAACUUAACUGAAGCCAAACGAUUAGUUCAGUCAUUCUCGGACGCCUUGUUGUAGCUCAGAGCUAAUCUUGAGUUUUGAAUCGCAGUGCCAGUGGAACACAAGCUCUACUAUGUGCCACCAAGAGGGAAAACUUCAAGAAGGACCCAGGAUAGAUUCUGUGCCUAUCAUUUGAAAAUUAAUCUGAUAUAUUUACAGACACUUGUACAGAAGUAAAAACAAGCUUUUUUUUUUUUCAGCUAAGGCAGCUCACAAAGAUUAUGUACUAAAAUUUAAGGAAAUAUAAUCUGUAUCAAUAAGGGGAGCAUUAAGGCAGAUGAAAUUACAAAUCUAAAAGAAUUGAAAUAUGUGUGAUAUUUUUGAAUAUGCCCAUUGUGAUAUCCAACUGGCUUUUGUGAUGUGCUCUUUCUUUGUUGGUCUUGUCAAUUUCUAUAAAUAUUGUUGGAGAACUUCCUUAACCUUUCAGUGUGGCAAUGUAUAUGUUAAAAGAAAAAAAAUGAACAGUGUUGAUUCUAUUUCCUGUUAAGGCUAAACAUAUUUUCAUAAAUAAAUGAAUAUUUCAUGA
Molecule: messenger RNA, 10905 nt
Organism: Antechinus flavipes (yellow-footed antechinus)
Lineage: Eukaryota; Metazoa; Chordata; Mammalia; Dasyuromorphia; Dasyuridae
Gene: TACR1
Product: tachykinin receptor 1
Exons: 5
Coding region: 228-1457 (409 amino acids)
Biological process (GO): G protein-coupled receptor signaling pathway; positive regulation of flagellated sperm motility
Cellular component (GO): sperm midpiece; plasma membrane
Molecular function (GO): substance P receptor activity
Source: RefSeq, a predicted model, not a curated record